Pseudo-nitzschia multistriata is the source of this 1366-nucleotide messenger RNA. NCBI's taxonomy places the organism in Eukaryota, Bacillariophyta, Bacillariophyceae, Bacillariales, Bacillariaceae. The record is from the annotation of a GenBank genome assembly.
AUUGACAAGUGAGCACGGCACAGUAACAUCAGGAAGAGUACCGAAAGAAAGAACUAUGGCACGCCCAAGAAUCAGUGUUGGAAUUCAGCCACAAAUCGCUCUGUACAGUGUGAUAUUGGGAAGUGUUUGUGCCUUCGGUACGUGAAAAAGGAGUCCCCUCGUUGCCUGACUAUCACGCCUCGAUAGAGUCGAAUGCUUUUUGUGUGGUUCUAGCGAAGAGACCGGUUGUCUUCCGAAUCGAACGGACUCGAAUCCAAAGAAGUGGAGUGGUUUUGAGAGUUUCCAAAAUCUUCGAAAACUCACAGAUGCAUGGAUCUUCUUCCCGUGGCGACUGGUUUGGAUCUCGUUGCGAUGGUGUCCGCGAUGGAUCCGUUCGACCACGAAUUCUAUCCAAACACCCGCCCCGCGCUCUUGUGCUUCCUUUGCUAACUCCAGGCUGGUACACGGAAAAGUAUCGCCGGGACGAGGGCGACCUGGACGGUCACAUCAAAAAGAUGUACCUGCGGGAUGCCCAGGAGGCCCACUCGAAAAUCCCACAGCUGUCGGCUGCGAUUCGGGGACAGACCACGGACCUCGACGGCCGCAUGGACAAGAUGGUGUGGGGAGGAAAGGCGCGACUCCAGAGCGGCAGUGGUGGGGGAGGUUCGCCGGCGGGCGUUGUUGGCGUUCCCAGAGAGGACGGCGGCGGCGGCGACGACGACGACGACACAACAAUAACAACCACGGUAUCAACUACCGAGGCAACCGGCAGCACCCCGGGCGGGGAGGAACCACCCAAACGAAAACGACGGAGGAAAAAACGAAAGCAAAAGAAAGCCGGGGAAGCCACCGACGACGAAACUUCCAGGCGGAGGGACGAGGAAGAGUCCUCCCGGAGACAGAAACUGGUCCUGCAGUCUUCCGUGGCCGGGAUUGCGGUCGGCGCGGCGGCGGUGGUGGCGGUGUCCGCGCUGCUGGGGGGCGGCUCCGGGAGCGGCGGGAAGCGGUGACGGCCAGCGCCGACGCCAGCGCCAAAACCGCCGAUGGUGCCCGGUGCGACGAAUGCGCGUUUCGCCGCCGAACGUGCCUGCCCCGUCCGCACGCUUGGUUCGCGUUGCGGAAGGCUGCCGCCACGAACGCAACCUUGCCUUGCGCAGCGCAGGAGAGAGCAGCAAGGAUUUUGAUGGAAUCCUUGGUCCUGGUUCGGAUACGGAAACAACGAAUUCGUUGCGGUGUCGAAGCAACCAUUUGUGUUGGAUACGGGGAGCCGGUUGGCUCCAUUUUAUCAACCAUAAAAUAUCGAAACAACGGGGCCGAACGACUUUUGCAACGGUUCACCGGACCAAUGUUGUUGUCGAAUGGAUCCUAAUUAACACGCAGAAUUGUU